Messenger RNA from Hordeum vulgare subsp. vulgare (domesticated barley), 1325 nucleotides. Its product is annotated as pentatricopeptide repeat-containing protein At2g38420, mitochondrial. The record is from RefSeq and is a predicted model, not a curated record. Lineage: Eukaryota; Viridiplantae; Streptophyta; Magnoliopsida; Poales; Poaceae. The coding region runs from base 132 to 1166 and encodes 344 amino acids. Gene Ontology annotation, molecular function: protein binding. The transcript has a single exon.
AACGGCGGAGGUUCGAUACUUGUUCGACGGAUGGUACUCCGCUGUUGCGUGUAAAGAAUAGAUGCGUCGCAAAUACAGUGCAGCAUUAGGCCACUCGCGAGUAGCUGACACCGGCACCAGCCGGCCGCGAGAUGAGCUGCUCCCCGGUGCCAGAACCUGACCACCACCGCCUGCUGGCCACCCUCGCGCGCCACGGCCGCCUCGCCGCCGCCGCCACGCUCUUCUCCACGGCCGUCCGCACCACACGCGCGCUCAACACCAUCCUCGCCGCCCUCUGCUCCUCCCCGUCCCUCCUCCGCCUCGCCCCCUCCGUCCUCCUCCUCGCCGCCCCCACCGCCUCCCCCGACGCCGCCACUUUCCGCGUCCUCACCUCCGCGCUCUGCCGCGCAAGACGCCCCUCCGCCGCCGCCGGCCUCCUGCGCUGCAUGCCCUCCCUCCACCUCGACCCGGACUCGCCGCUGUGCCGCGCCGUGCUCUCCUCCCUGUGCCGCUGCGCACCGGCCCGGGACGCGGCGGCGUUCCUGGACGACAUGCGCCGGUGGGGCGUCCCGCCCAGCGGGCUUGACCACCGCGCUGUCCUCCGCGCCCUCCUACGGGAGGGGAUGGUGGCGGAGGCAUACGAGGUCGUCAGGGAGAAGAUGGACUCCGACGGCGUGCCCCCCGGGGUGGCCGACUUCGAGCUGAUGCUCCGCGCGUUCAGCGAGCACGGGGAGUUCGACGCCGUCGACCAGGCGUUCGACGAAAUGCUCCUUCGAGGGCUCGUGCCGGGCGUGGCCGUCUACAACGUGUACGUCGCCGCGCUGUGCAAGAAAGGGGACCUGGCCGGCGCGCGCCGGAUGGUGGAGUGCAUGGAGCGCGCCGGCUGCCCGCCGAACGUCAGGACGUUCGGCGUAGUGGUUGCCGGGUGCGUGUCCGCCGGGGACGCCGGCGCUGCCAGGGACGUGGCGUCGGAGGCGGUGCGUCGGGGCCUGCGGUGGGAUACGCCGUCGAUGGUGGAGCUGGUCGGCCUGCUCAGGGCGGGCGGGCAGGUCGCGGACGCGCACGGGCUGCUGCUGGACGUGUUCCUGCACGGCGGGUGCACUGGACUGGACGCCUCGACGCUCGGGCAGCUGAUAUGUGCCAGCGAAGACGCCUGCAGCGUGAUCACAGAUCACCCGAAAGACUAGAAAGUGCAUCACAUUUUGAGGUCCAUGCUUCGAUUAAUCUGUUCCGAAUGUUUCAGCUGCAGGUCAAUCCGUCAAUGCAUUCUAGUGCUUCAUGAAUGUCCACCGGAUAUUUAGACGUAUGUAUUUCACAUAAUUUCAAAAGUUUAAUUGCUUUAUGCA